AUUUUAUAUGCAGUUAUCGAAUACUCGUGUUUAUCUAAUUACUUGCUUGUAUGUAACAAAUAUCAAUAUAUUCUGAAUGAAGAUGAAAUUAUGUACAGAAUUUUCAUUGACUGCUUUAAGACUGAAAACAAUAUAUGUGUGUAUUAUGACUUAUUCACAAUCAAAAAGAUUUCAUUGUAUUUUUUAGUAAAGCACACCAUACUGAAGAAGGGGACGAUGAAGAUAUGGAUCACUCAAAAAACAAGGAAGAAGAUAAAGAUGAAAACGAAAAUGAGCAUGAAGAUGAAACUGAAGAGAAAAAUGGGAAUGAUGAUAAAACCAAAGAAAAGGAUGAAGAAACACAUGAAAAUGUAGGGGAAAAGCAUAAAGUCAAGGAGAAAAAGAAAAAUAAGGAUAACAAUAAAAAGAAAAGUGAUAGUGAAGAUGAGAAUGUGAAUGAUGAAAAUGUCGACUCAAAACAUGGAAUGAAAGCAAUAUAUAAAGUUCUAAAGAAAUCUUUUAAAAAUGGACGUAUGAAAAUGUACAAAACAUUCGAUACUUAUUUGAGAAAAGAUGAUUUAGACAAGAAAAUGCUUGAAGUUGCUAAAAUCCUUAGCAGACGUAUUGAAAAACGAGCGGAUUAUCUAGCACAGAAAUUGAAAGAAAUGUUAGCAUAUGAAACAUCAUAGCAACAUAAAGUUUCAUUGCCUUAUUAAUUGAGUACAUAUAUAUAUAUAUAUCUUUGCAUUCAACAAUCUGAAAGCAUUACAGGAUACAUAAAUGUUCUAUUGAUCUUACAAAUAUAUCAUCAUUACUACUACUACUACUACUACUACUACUACUACUACUACUACUACUACUACUACUACUACUACUACUACUACUACUACUACUACUACUACUACUACUA
Schistosoma curassoni is the source of this 889-nucleotide messenger RNA. The record is from the annotation of a GenBank genome assembly. Lineage: Eukaryota; Metazoa; Platyhelminthes; Trematoda; Strigeidida; Schistosomatidae.